Rhizophagus irregularis DAOM 181602=DAOM 197198 is the source of this 483-nucleotide messenger RNA. The record is from RefSeq and is a predicted model, not a curated record. Lineage: Eukaryota; Fungi; Glomeromycota; Glomeromycetes; Glomerales; Glomeraceae.
AAUUCAAAUAUCUAUAUAUUCAAAACUUCAAACAUUUAUAUUAUAAUCACUUCAAUAUAGACUUUAUUUUUUAAAAUAUAUAAAAAGCAAAAUACAUAUAUUUAAAUUUAAUACAAUACACGUUAGAAAUGUAAUAACAAAGUAUAGUAUUAAAAUAUUGAAUGUGAAUCAUGGCGGCGUUGUUUUUUUGAAGCAUCUUCUUUUAUUCCAUCAGGCACAUUGACGGAGAAUUGUUUUAUACUUUUUGCAAUCAAUUCUAGUUCAUUUAAAUUAGCAAGCAAUUUGUAGCUAAUGUAAUAUGUUCUUGUUUCCAGAUUGCCACAUUAUGGUUUAAUGAUGAAUGUACAGGUUCUCUAUUUUCUUGGUCAUAAAGUGAUAAAGAGAGUUUUUCGGGAUCUUAAGAUGAUGGUGGUGGUGUUUCAGGAUUAUGAAAUGUUUUUUCAUAUUCUUGUGUUGUUUCAGGAUUAUGAAGAGAAUCUUGUG